Bombina bombina (fire-bellied toad) is the source of this 590-nucleotide messenger RNA. Its product is annotated as gamma-crystallin 1-like. NCBI's taxonomy places the organism in Eukaryota, Metazoa, Chordata, Amphibia, Anura, Bombinatoridae. Gene Ontology annotation, molecular function: structural constituent of eye lens. Bases 1 to 528 code for a protein of 175 amino acids. Gene Ontology annotation, biological process: visual perception; lens development in camera-type eye. The transcript has 3 exons. The record is from RefSeq and is a predicted model, not a curated record.
AUGGGGAAGAUUAUCUUCUAUGAAGAUCGUAAUUUCCAGGGACGCUCCUAUGAGUGCACCUCUGACUGCUCUGACUUGAAGUCAUAUUUCAAUCGCUGCAAUUCCAUCCGAGUAGAAAAUGGAAACUGGAUUCUUUAUGAACACCCAAAUUAUAGUGGAUACCAGUAUUUCCUAAGAAGUGGGGAGUAUCCUGAUUUCCAGCAGUGGAUGGGUUUCAAUGACUCAAUAAGAUCUUGUCGAUUAACUCCACAACACCGUGGUCCAUUCAGAAUUAGGAUCUAUGAGAGGGAAGAUUUCAAAGGUCAGAUGAUGGAGUUCACUGAAGAUUGUCCUCAUGUCUAUGAGCAAUUCCGUUACCAUGACAUCCACUCCUGCAAUGUUUUUGAUGGUCACUGGAUGUUUUUCGAGGAACCCAACUACAAGGGGCGCCAAUACUACCUGAGACCUGGGGAGUACAGGAGAUACAGUGACUGGGGAGCCACAAACUCCAGAAUUGGCUCCUUCAAACGUAUUCAACAUUUCUAUUAAACUAUAUGGAAUACCACAUUUACAGUUAAUUUAACAUUUAAUAAAACUGGCUAACAAAUUAG